ACCCGGUUCCCUGUCGUCUGCGCCAACACGAGUGGGUGUACGUUAGAAAUCAGUGUCGAUUCGGAUUAAGAAGAACAAAAACUCAGCACAAGAGUAGAGUGUAAUCUGUAAUUGGAAAGUGGUGGUUGUGAAUUUUAGAAUAAGUUUAUGUGAGAGUGUGCAGUUUGUCGCUGAUAAGUCCAGCUGAUCGGAUUAGAAAUUGUGUAAAAUAAUUGUGAGCCGGUUUGUGUGCUCUACGUUUUCGUGUGACUCCGUGCAGUGUAUGAUGAAUCCUUCCAACGAUGACCUACCGAAAUAUAUGUACUCAGCAGCAGCAGCAUCAUCAUCAUCAGCAUCACUAUUCUCACUGUCCGAGCCAGCGUCGAGGUCUUCCUUUGCCCAGGAUGGUGGUAGCAGCAUUGGACUGUUCUCUAAUGGCAGCAGUUCGGCGCUGGCAUCAGCGGCGGCUAAGGCGGCCUCAACGGCUGCGACCGGAUCUGCCCCGACGAAGAUUUUCGACAUCGAUUCAACCGGUGCCCUCGGUACCGCUGCCGGCCGGGGGAUUGGUGUCCCGGGUGACCCAUCGGGGGAUCACAUGAUUUUCCGUGGGUAUAGCACCGGAAUGCCAUCGCUCAAUCCGCUAGACAUUGCCGGAACGGAGGCCGUCCUAGGUGAUGGCGUGGCCGCCAGCGGAGAAUGGAUGGACGUCGUGCUGCUGGUGCUGAAGGCAUCGUUGAUGAUGUUCAUUAUCGUGGCUGCCAUAUUUGGUAACUUACUCGUAAUUAUAUCAGUUAAGCGACAUAGGAAGUUAAGAGUUAUAACAAAUUACUUUGUGGUAUCGCUCGCCAUGGCUGACAUCAUGGUGGCGAUGAUGGCCAUGACAUUUAAUUUCAGUGUACAAAUUACAGGAAGUUGGAAGUUCGGAUCUUUCAUGUGUGACGUGUGGAACAGCCUGGACGUGUACUUCUCGACCGCCAGUAUACUGCACCUGUGCUGUAUUUCAGUUGAUAGGUAUUAUGCAAUAGUGAAACCACUUAAGUAUCCGAUAAGCAUGACAAAACGAGUCGUAGCCAUAAUGUUACUCAAUACCUGGAUAUCACCAGCACUGUUGUCAUUCGUACCAAUAUUCGCCGGUUGGUACACCACGGACAAGCACAAGGAGGACGUGCUUAACAAUCCGGACAGCUGUUUGUUCAUCGUGAACAAACCGUACGCUGUCAUCUCCAGUUCCAUCUCGUUCUUCAUCCCCUGCACCAUCAUGGUGUUCACCUACUUCCAGAUAUUCCGCGAGGCCAACCGGCAGGAGAAGCAGUUGGCACUGCGCCAAGGUACUGCCAUGUUAAUGCACCAGCACAACACGGGUGGUGGUGGCGGCGGCAGCGGCAGUGGUGGCGGCACGAACGGAGAAGCUCUCAGUGGAUCUGGUUCGUCCAAAACGCUGACCAUGCACGAAGUGGACGCCGAGCAGACGCCCACCAAAGAUCGACAUCUGAUCAAAAUGAAACGAGAACAUAAGGCUGCACGAACGCUCGGGAUCAUCAUGGGGACCUUCAUCCUCUGUUGGCUUCCGUUUUUUCUAUGGUACAUCAUAACGUCGCUUUGCGAUUCCUGUCCCAACCCGGACAUUGUGGUUGUUCUAGUCUUCUGGGUCGGUUACUUCAACUCGACCUUGAACCCGUUGAUCUACGCCUAUUUCAAUCGGGACUUCCGGGAAGCAUUCAAGAACACGCUGGACUGUAUGUUCUGCGCCUGGUGGCGCCGGGAAACAUCCCCGCUGGAUAUCAACGUGCGGCGAUCCAGUCUACGGUACGACUGCCGGGCGAAGAGUGUCUAUUCGGAAAGUUACCUUCGGCCGUCGCAGAACGAUCGCUUCCACAGUGAAGUCGGCGAAAGUCUCUAAUACCUUCUUCCAACCCACAGCCCACCCAUACAGAUGAAGUGAUAGCGUACCUUGUUUGCGAAAUGUGUGUUGAAAGGGAGAGAGGAAGGUAAGCGGAGAGAAACUAGCAUAACAAUCUACCGAGGGUUAAAGUUGACUAACGAAAACUUGUGCAAUACGAAGAUAAUUAGAAUUAAUUUAUUUCAAGCAAUUGUUUUGAAUGCUAGUUAAAGUGGAUCUAGUGCUGCCAGAACUAGGUUUGAUGAGUUGCUGCCAUUUUGGUCUGUAUAAGACAUUCGUGUGAGGUUAGAAACUAUUUCAUUUAUCAGGUUGGAGUCAGUAUUUUAGAUCACACACACAUCAAAUUAGAUUCUGUUAGAAAAUUGUGUUUGUUUAGUAGGUAAUCCUAAACUGACAGCACUGGAGCAAACACAGAAUAAUUGCGCUGCGAACGCUCGUGAUAUAUAAUAAAAACGGAAAGAUAGAACACAGUAGUGAUUUAGGUUAAAUAAAAUUAAAACAAACUUUCACGAGAAGAAAUUUCGGGAUAGAAACGCCACCCCGCUUCUCAUGUGAUGGGAAAACGGACGUCUGAAAGACAGCUAGUGUACAGUAGGAUGAAGUUAAUUUAUUUACGUUCAUGCUUUUGGAUUUGUUUUGUCAUUUUCCCCCCUGGUUUUGGUUGCUUUCCAGCACUACCCCCGCCCCGCUGGAUCCCGGAAAGGGAAGAUUGCAGAAAACAGUUGCAACGGAAUGAAAUUUCUCGUUUCGCAUUUUCAUUUGGCGAGACCCGCAGUGGACACAGUGCAACCAACCAACUCGGUUUUUCCCAUUUGACAGAGUAAAUAACUGUCCGGUUCGUACAGUCGAGUCAAGUUCGAGAUGGUUCUCAAGAUAGAGAGGACGGAAUUGGUACCGUAGAAAAAAGUUUCUACCAAAAACAAGUAACUCUGGCAAUUAAUUACUGGUUGCAGAAAAUGGGAAAUGAGUGAUUUCUUAGAACUUUUUGUUGUCUUCCGGACAAAAAGGGUACAGGGAUAGUAUGCUUCUCGUCUGGAAGUGAGUCGAAACCAUGAGGGAUUUAAUUGCUGGUGCGAGAUUGCCACUAAAUGAUGAGGAGUGAAUUUAAUGACCUUUUUCGCUUUUAGUGCAAAAUUUAUCUGCUACUGCAAUAACGGUGGACUUCGUUUGGUAUUAAGGUCGGUUAAUUAAAUAUCAUUGCAACAUAAAAAUAACGAUGGGACACACUAUCUGCAAUCAGUUACAUACUCAAAUAGGAGUCAUAAUUAUAAUCACGUUUAAAAUCGAGCAUUUAUAUAAUUUGCCAAGCGGAAUCGAUACCAUGCAACGCUGGGACAUGCAUCGUGAUUUUGACUGACGCACGUGCAAUCGAGCAAACGGAAAGCCUAGGGUGAUGAGCCUAUUCGCGCCAUGUUUCUAUUAUCACCCUACCCAUUUGAAGCCGUUGGUUAGAGCAGUGUCUGCCAUCUUUGUUCAGCGCAUUGAGUCAAAUGGUAGUGCAACAAUAGGGCCACUCGAUUCGAGUUUUCAUUGCGCUCAAACACGAGAAUGUUACUGUUUUCAACGCAUUUGUGUUAUUAUAUUGGUUCUUAACAACGAAGCAAAGCGGUUGAUGUCAAUUUUUACGCAUUCCAUUGAUUGUAAGGCAAGAAAUUACCGAAUUAGUGAGGCACCUUGCUUAGUAUGGUGAAAAUAGGCUCAUCACCCUAUAAUACCCCCAUAUGCGCAUAGGGUUUGAUAUGGGUGUUUGAAAUGGGUUCAACCCAUGAUUACAGCAUCACCACAGUCCGGUAGAUUCCAUAUAAAAUACCAUAUGUUGCUGUUUUUAUGGCUAAUUUAUGGUGUCUUGAUGGUUGUGAAUUUUGGCACGGAACGUGUUUAAGGUCUUUUCAAGGGGCUAUGUUGUGUUUGAACCCAUGAGUAUUUGCUCGGGUAGUUGAACUCAAGAGCAUGGAGACCAGGUAUAGAGUUCUAUGCAAAUCAUUUCACACACACUAAUCCAGCUGUCAUAUAUGAAAUUGUCAGCCGAUUUAAACGUUUGAAAUAGCUCGCCUAAAGUAUUUAUAAUGGUGUUGAAAUGCUCCAUGUCGCUGUAAAACUUAUUCCGGAGACGUACAAUACCGGUUGGUCAGGUUCCAGCACGAAAAUAAUCCGAUCGAAAAGUUAAUUUCAAUUUGUUUUACUCCGCCUAUGGCAGGUGGAGGAAAACAAAUCGUUGAACGCACUAAUACAGUUACAGAUUGUAAAGUAGUCUAUAUUUUUCAAAUGUUAUCACGAAUAAAACUGGAGAUAAUUUAAAAUAGGACGUAAGUAAAAUUGAGAGCCUCCCUUCGUUUACUUUCUCUUUAGAUUAUUACGUCAUUGCACUAAUUCUCCAGUACAUAUCGAAAGCCGAGGGUUUUCACUAGAAUAUUAUGUAAAGUAGUAGUAGAGUAGUAAAUGUUGAAACGACCGAGUAAUGAACAGUAGAGAAUGACCCCAUUGUUCUCAUCUCUCAUUGUUACUUACGCUCUAUUCUAAAAUUUUUCUAGAAAUGUCCAUUUGUCUUCAACGACCAGGAUUCUGAAUCGGUUUUCGAUUUUGAGGCAGAAUUCUGUCAGAAAUCAGUCAAGACAUCCGAAAAAAUUUGGCUUCUCAAUUAAAAACCCGUCUUUACAGCCGUCUUCACAUCUGGCAUCGCUGCUCGAGAGACUGCCCUUCCAAUGAUCAUUCCUGGGGAUAGACCGCUUCCAACAUCAAAUCUUGUAUUUAUUGGCAAACUUUGAAGGCUUCUGCUUCCUUACUUCCUCCGGAACAUCAAACUUGCGCUGGGCGGUGAAGAACAGUAGCCCCGGAAGCAGUCCGCCUUGAUGUAUGUCUCAUCAUCUAUGAUGAGACAAUGAGGUUUCCUCAGCAUCUGGGCCGUGACUUAUUUUGCCGUUCGUUGCGAUUUGGAGCCUUCUGCACUUUUUACGUAUGCAGAUUGCAGUCCCUGCCGGUCCUUGGCUCUGUGAACGAAAGACUUAGACAGUUUCAACUUGUUGGCCACAUUCCUGACCGAAGCAUUGGGAUUCCGCUUAAUCGCUUUCACUGCACGCUUGUGGUCCUGAUCACUAAUAGAACAUCCAUUCUGACCGCAUUUCUCCUUCCGUUUGAUGCUCAGAGUUUGAUAGUAAAGUUUAAUCACACGACUUACCGUUGACUGCACGAUCCCAAGUUGUUUUCCGAUGUCCCGAUAAAAGAGUAGAGCAUUUUCCCGUGGCUCGCACAAAAUCCACUCGCGACGUUGCUUUUCCAGUGACACCAUUUUUUCAUCUUUCGCAAAGUUGACAGCGAUAAAAAUACAGUAUAAGCAAUACACUCUAAACUACUUCUACCCAAAUUUGCAAGAGAAAAUACCUAAUAGGUUAUUUUCUACAGAGUUUUUUCCGUACUGCAAUCUGAUGUGGGACACCCUUUAUUGUUCAAAUAUGCACACACCUUAGGCAGAUUACCUUGAAUCUGUUCUGUUUUUUGUCAAAUCUGUCACUUUUCGUCUUCUUAUCCGUGCACGCUCUUCUUUCCUUUGAGGCAGACCCGCGGUUGAACUGAAUCGGAUGACGUUUCCACACGAACUUGACGAUUCAGCAUUUGCUCUUUCUGUUUAGAUCACACUACCACAUACUAAAUAGUCUAGUUCACUCUGAAGAAAUUCGGCAUCGGUUGAAUCCCGUGUCUGUCAAAAAGUCUUCCUACCGACAGUGAAGGAAAGACAUAGUUUUAUAUAAUUUGACGUCACUAAAAUAGAGGGGAAAUAUGGCUGAACCGAGAAGGCUUCCUUGCGGGAUGUCGGACAUAGUGAGAAAUGCUUCAAUGCUCUUUUCAAAUUGCUUUCCAUCGAGAUAGGCAGAAAACCUAUCUAGCUUGGUUAUUGCGAUAUCAUGGUUGACGUCGUCGCGGGAAGGUCCAUAUGAAUAACAUCAGUUUGCAGUCCGUCGGCGAAUCCGUCGAGUAAACAGAAGCAGGUUGGUCGUUGUCAAUUAUUUUGGCAUAAACCGUGUUGGUCAACUGCGAUGUAUGAUGCUUGCAGUAAAAUAGAAUGGUGGAGUCUUAAUCGACCAGCUCUAACAGUUUUGAUACAGUAUUCAGCCACGAAAUUUGCCGAUAAUGAUCGAUGUUCAUUGUUCAAUUUGUAUCACUUUUUGUGUACUUGAAACAUGUCGCUCGACUUCCAACAGGAAAGUAAUAUUCCAGUAACAAGAGCUAGUUUGAAGACUCGUCGGAGUGGUUCAAGAGGCCCGCUGAUACCCUUCUAGCCAUAAUCGUGCCUUCAGCUUGGAAUUCACUGAUCUCACCCUACCCUAACUGAGAGUUUCCUGGCGACGGAAUUUCUCUUGGUACAAUUCCCCAGCUUAGUUACGAUACACUCGGAUAGUCCCCGGUGGCGAAUUUACCCGACUGUGAAUUUCCCGGCGGUGGAUUUCCCUCGAUACCGAUGCUCGUUUUCGUGAACCACUUAGCUUCCCACUUCAUCGAGCUAGCUGCUAAGUACCGAAGUCUGUCCAGCGUAUCCGAGUGGAGCGUAUCUUCCGGUUCACUGGCGCCUCAACGAGCCGCCGCUAGCUGUUCGACUACUUCUUCUGGUCCUCGGUGGUGGAUUUAGCCUACUCACAAGUCUCCCGGCAGGUGUUCCAGAUCGGUUCAGCGGUUCCAGGUGGAGCAUGCCGUACAAUAUACCGGCGCCUCGACGACCCACAACCGGCGCAUUGGCGCGAACUACUCGUGCUAGUCCCCGGUAGUGGAUCUAACUUACUCCACGGCGACCGCUAAGGUCCACUUAUUCGAAUUAUGAACAUUGGUUAAAAGUUCGUUGAUCUCUGCUCCAUUUCCAUUGACGUUCCACUAUGUUCUGCGUGACUACUCAACGGACGGUAUUCCACGUCCUUUCUUCUUUACCCAUCUCUUCUACGACAUUCACUGCGCUAAGGAACGCCAUCUCGCUGUUGCACUUAGGGUCGGCAAUACUAUUCACCGAGGUCCUACUACUACUUUCGCUAAUUCGUGUUUGCAGUUUGUUGCCAAUUGUUAUCUUGGCUAUCCCCUCUUCCACGGGCAAACCGGUACAAUACCGUGGUUGGUUCGGUGGUUCCGGGUGGAGCGUGACUUUCGGUACACUGGCGCCAUGACGAUCGCAACUCAUUUAGUCCCCGGACUAUGAGUGAAUUGCGUCGACGGAGAGCUCCCCGUCGGUGGACCUUCUCCCGAAAUCGAUUUUGCUACUGCUGUGCAAUCUUCCGCACAGACAGUGGCCAGGAAGCAUCCAUGCUCGGACAAAACCUGCGCCAAAUGGAAGUUCCCUCUCCAUGCUUCCAUGUACACGCUUUGUGUGUACACGCAGACACAUUUGGGAUGAGUCAGUGAGGUCACCUUCCGUUCACCGCGUUGUUCCACAUUUGCUGCGACUUAGCUAAUAAGUUCGUUCUAACCACCGGCCAGGAAACAUCUCUUACUGCAUCUUGCUCCUCCGUUGCUCGGCACGAUCUUUGCCAGUUUAAUAAUCAAAUUGAUUAACGAUAAAGAUUUCUUGCAGUUAAAAUAAACCGUAACUGAACAACAGGAAUUGCAAAUAGCUCUGGGGUACAAAUGUACCCCACAAAACCGAUCUAGCGUUAAACAUUUGAAAUAGCUUGCCAAGAGUAUUUACAAUGGUGUUGAAAUGAUCUUUGUUGGUGGAAAACUAAUUCCGGAGAUUACCAUACCAGUUGGUUAGGUUCAGUGGCGUAGUAGCGAAGCAGGGGGGGGGGGGGAGCUUUGAGGAGAACACUCCCUCCCUCCCUCAAAAUAUUUUGAAGAAAUUUGAAAAAAUGAAUAUGUUCACAUUCUGUAGUCCUUGGCUGAUGGCGAACAUAGACUGGAGAGUGUGCGAGAAGUAUCCCCAAAGAGACCACCAGGCGAUUCACUACCGCAUCGGCCAAUGGAACCCUGCUGCAGCACGGAGAAAGUCGACCGGUAAGCUAAAGUGGAAGACGAAAGUCUUUAACAAAAAUCUCUUUGUUGAGUCACUUCGGCGAAGAAUCAAGUACGAUGAUGCGGCUGAUCUAAUAAGAAGGAUUGUGACGGCUUGUGACGUUACAAUGCCACGAAAACUGGAGCCAUGCGGUAGACUACCUGGUCACCGACAUCGUACGACGAAGAAGAAGGAGCUAACAUAGCCGUUUGGCGAGCGACUAACCUCAUCGUGGUUAGUCGGUUGAUGUGAGUACAAUCAAAAUCCCCGGUCCUGAUGGAAUACCAACCGUGGCGCUGAAAGCUACGAUCCUGGCAUAUCCGGACAUGUUCAGGAUGCUACUGCAGAAGUCUUUAGAUGAUGGCGAUUUCCCCGAAAUGCGGAAGGUACACCAGGCCAUCCAGCCUCGUAUAGGCCAAUGCCGCAGCGCUGUACAGAAGAAUGAGCCAGAUUUUGAAGAGCUACUUCCAGAGUAGAGUACUGUUGUACGAGACGAACAAAGGGCAGAAGGCAAUGCGAGCCGCAGCGGGUGUUCCUCAGUGCUCCAUUCUCUGUCCAACUCUUUGGAACGGGAUGUACGAUGGGGCCUUAACACUGCGGCUGCCCGGGAAAGUUAAAAUCGUGGGUUUUGGGGACGACGUGUCACUAACGGUGAUGAGUGAGACAUUUGAAGAAAUGGAGGUGUCUGUGACGAAGACAAUAGAUGCGGGGUAAAGCUGCAAAUAGCUCACCACAAGACGGGUGUGUUGUUGGUUAGCAACUGCAAAGCGGUUCAGCGGAUACAGAUCACCGUCGACGAGCAUGCGAUUGCAUCGAAGCGUGCUCUGAAGCAAUUGGAAGUGAUAAUCGACGACUGGUUGAGCUAAACAACCACGUGGAUUACACCUGUGAAAUAUCGGUCUAUUAUCUAGUGUUUCGUCAUCGAUACUGCGAUAUGGGGUUCCUGCCUGUGGUGUGGCGUUGAAAACCAAGCGGAACCUCGAAAAGCUGAACAGGACGUUCCGGCUGAUGGUCGUGCGAGUUGCGUUUACGUACCGGAAGCAGUAUGCGUUAUCGUCGAGAUGAUCCUCAUCUGCAUCACCCUUGCGGAGGAUAUCAAGUGGUACAAUCAAUCAAAAGUCAGAAACGUGAGGAAGGUGAUGAGAAUCGAUUAGAUGGUGACGUGGCAGCAGGAAUGGGACAAUGGGGGAAAGGAAAGUGGACUCACCGGCUCAUCCAAACCUGUCGGCGUGGGUCAAUAGAAAGCACGGAGAGAUUACCUUCCACCUGAAACAGCUCCUACCGAGCCACGGCUGCUUCAUGAAGUAUCUUCAUCGGUUCGGGUACGCAACGUCACCAUUGUGCCCGGAGUGUGAGAACGUUGAGGAGACAUCGGAGCAUGUGGUCUUCGAAUGUCCGAGGUUUGAAGUGACGUUCAGGGAGCUACUUGAAACGGGAGGCCCAGACAUCAACCCGGAUAAUGUAGCCUACAGAAUUACAAGCGAUGCAAAGACGUGGAACGCAGUAAACAAAGUUGUGAUGUAGAUCAUGAUCGUCUUACAGCGAAAACGGCGUGAUGAAUAUCGAGCAACGGUUUGGGGGAUCCCUGCCAGGGAGCUCUCCGCAGGAAUAAGCUAGAUCUAUCGCCGAGCACUAAUCGAGUAGACUGCAACAGAGCACCAAGUACGAGUCGUCGAAACGCCAGCGAACCGGACGCCACGCUCCAUCCAGAAUCGCCAGACCGACCAGGGCACUCCAACGGUUAUUCCGAUAGAAAUAUAGCGAAAACCAAAGAAGAAUCGGUAUCGGGAGAACUUCUUUCGCCAGGGAGCUCUCCGUCAGCGUAAGCCAGAUUCACCGCUGGGGACUAGACUGAGUAGACCGCGACGAGACACCACCGGUCGCGGGUCAUCGGGACACCAGUGAACCGGACGCCCUACUUCACCGGAAUCGCCAAACUGACCUCGGUACCUAGCUGAUUGGCUCGCUUUCAAACUUCUCUCGCCGGAAACUCUUCGUCGGAGUAGGCUAGAUCCAUCGUCGGGGACUAGAUCGAGUAGUUCGCGAACAAGUCGGAAGCUCAACGAGGAAGUGGUAUUAAAUGGCACAAGGGAACUGAAGUGCUCAGUAAAUUGGACAGACUGAAAUUUGCCGCUCAGAGUGUUCUCGUAUUUUAUAUCGUUGAUGAAGAACAGUUUUCCAGAUUUGCUACGAGUGCAAAUGUCGUUUAUGAAUUAAAUAAAAAUGAGAGGCCCUAGGUGGUUUCCUUGGGGGACUCCGAUUAACAUAUCGAGCAAGCUAGAAUGUAUUGAACCAAUUCCAACGAAAGCACUCCGACUAGACAGGUAUGACUACAACCAUCCAGUUAACCACGGAGGAAAUCCUAGUCUUUACAGUCAGAAGAGCAAUGUUGUGAGGUACUUUAUCGAAUGCUUUUGAGAAGUCUAAAUAUAUUGCAUCGGUUUGUUGACGCUUCUCAAAAGAGGGGACCAAGAUGCUAGUGAACAUCAUCAAAUUUGAAGUUGUAGAACGUUGCUUCACAAAUCCAUGUUGACAUUCGUCGGUGAAAAGUUGAUUAAAAACUUCAGUGUAAAAUGGCUGAUACAUAAUGUAACUUUUUCAUUUGAGCUCUCUCUCCUUCUAUGACGCCAUAAUGUUCAUUAUUCAAUUGCUUCGAGUGGCAUUUGGCUGUCAUAAUAAACACAGCUCCAGCGCAAACUAAUUUCAUACGAUAAACAGACGAAUAAACACUGUUGUUUCCUUCCUGAAUGGUUUUCAAAUAAAAUCCAACUCUACUUCCUAAUUCUAAUAUGAAAACACGAGAUGAACUCGUGUUGUGAAAAUAAACAGCAAAUCUGAGUGCAGCUGCCGAUUUCGUUCGCAUCAUCGUUUACAACUUCGACCAAAUAUUUGUGUUAAUUUCCGUUACGUACAUAGUCUGUUCGACAAAUAGUUGUUCACUCACUAUUCCGAAGCCGGGCACCAGCCACCGUCAUUGCCAAGUGACCCAGUUCGAUUCGGUUAACUAGUCGUCAAUGUGAAAUAUCGGCCCGAAAAAUAAUUAAUAAUCAAAACUUCAGCCGACGCAAAAUUUCACCCCCACCUCCCCUUCGAAUGCAUCUCAGCCAAACGUCUACCCGUCCUCCUUCCAACCAUCCCGCCAAGCUCGUCCAAUUUGAUACACUUGCUUGCCCAGCUCGCUUUGAUGCCUUUUAAUUAGUCGGCCAACUUUCGGUACGCUAAUUCCACGACAUCGUUACCGAUUUUCCUUGACAUCUACGAAAGCCCUUCUCUCAUUUGCUUUCCUUCUUUCCUCGGACCACGCCUGUACGGAUUGGGUGCGAGCAACAGCGCGUACCGAGACGUGUCAUUUGCUGUUUUGGGUCCGGUUUAGGUCACACGCUAAUUUUAUGAUCACCACCCUACGUAACGACACGUACACUUUGAUGCUGGGAUCGCGCUAAAGUGUACACGGAAAAAUAAAACAACCUACAGAAUAAGUUCUUUUAACUUACUUUUCAGUUGUGUGUCGCUCUUUCGCACUUAUUAGUUCUGUCAAAAACAAAAUGAGAGAUUCGACUCAGUCGAGGUCUUCCGUGGAGGGAGGUAUUUUUGAAUUGUUUGGGGUAUACUCAAAAUUAGGUAAAUUCAACUUAACCCAUUCAUGCCCAUGUUGUUUGUGGACAACAACGAUUUUAAACAGCUAUAACUUCUGAUUGAGGCAAAAUUUGCUCACAAAAACAAGUAAGGCUAAUAAAUGUGACAAUUGGCUUUCAUUUAAGUAUUAACAGUUACAAGGAUCGGCUCUAGAACUGAAGUUAUUGCAAUUAGUCUGAUUGAACUCCGAUGGAGCAGUGCUGCCAGGGACAGUUUACGUUGACGACGGAAAAUUAAUUUUCCAUACAACUUCGUUAUGUUGCAAUAUAAGUGAAAACUGGCAAAACUUAUAAAUUUAGAGUGCCUUUGGCUAUGUUUUCCACGGAGUUGGACUAUUGUAAAUAUUCUAGGAGAAUUGUAAUGAGCAUUGGAAGGUAAAAAUUGAACAGCUUCUAGCACAGGAAGCACCUGCCUUUAUGAAAAAAGGUUUUUCGAGUUUCUUGACCCCACCGUUUUCAAGAAAAAAUAGUUUUGAAACCCUACAUGCACUAGAAAAAAGAUGGGCAUGAAAGGGUUAAAUUUGAGUAUGAAAAACCUAUCAAUUAGUUGUACUUUUUGCCAUGGUUAAAUGGAAACUACCUUCAACACGAUAUACCUAAUUUUACCUUCCUCCACGAUACCGCGAGAUUGACUCAAAAGAACUCAAUUUUAGGUAGUUUUUCGUUUGCGUGUAAUGAGGGAAAACACAGUGAAAACCGGCGAAAAAUUCAUCUUAUUUUCAUCUCUCUCUAUCUCCUAGCUGCUAUAACCAGCCACAGCCUGUCUGUACAAGUAACGAGCGAUUUAUUACCCCUCUUUACGCUUGUUUAACGACAAGCACCUCACGGUUCGACACCCGCUUCCAUCACCGCGGUGGCGGCAGUGUAAUAAAUUGCCGCACCACUACUGAACGAGUACAUGUAAUUCGGUUCACUGUCCAAUGUUCACUAUAGCGUACAUCCACUACAAAGACGAAGUCGUUAGAAGCAUUUCUCUAGCAAAAGCUGAGGAUGGAAAGAGUUUGGUCGUUGUGAUGAAUCGAUUGUCUUCCGCCACCCUUCGCCCGCGUUCCACCGGCCGAAUAAAUCAUACUCAAGUUUAGUCUAGAGAUGCUUUCAGGCUGAUCCAUGCUAAUUGGGAAACUGCUCACUGGGUGCACAGUUGCAGAGAUCCAUUUAAUGAAGCACUCAAUUUAAGGUGAGACUUGUCGUCGAUUGGCGGAUUCUUCCAGCUCUCAUUCGGUUUUAACUGAGGAUGUUACAAACUAAUCAGCACUUUUAAGGCGCUAGGAGUAUUUUGAAAUUAUCAAUUAGAAAUUGGUUUGCGUGCACAAAUGAUUUCAAGUGUUUUUUAAUUUGAAUGUGGACUUGGACAUUUCAUUGGAUCCACUAUGUUUAAAAUUAACUUCCACUUAAUAUUCAAAGUGGAUUACCGUGCGACUCCAUCGUUUUCAAAUAUUCAAGAACCGUGCGAUUCCUCGUAAUAGCACAUACAUUUGAAAGGUUAAUAUUAUUUCGGAGAAUCCUUUAUCGAAAGAAACAACUUCUUUUAGUAUAGGAAAACGCAUACACACGUGCUGCAUUUUCGUAACUCACAAGCUGCUUUACUUUUAGAUCAUCAUCGAUAUAAUUAGCGCUCAAAAAGUAUGUUUUGAUGGUCCAUUGCCAGAAUCAAUUUUAUGGUAAGAAGCGUCAUCUUGCAUUAAUUUAGAACUUACCAGCCAGGCCCACACACGAUGCUCAUCAUCGCGUUGAACGAUACUUGUAGGUACAUAUAAUUAUUUGCCAACGACGAACGAGCGCUUCACUUAGCUUCGAAUCACCCUAUUAAAAAUUCGUGCAGAUGAUAUUCGUUCCGCUUGUCCGCUUCGUUGCGUCGUCAUCCUUAAUCACACCGGAGAACCAAAAUUAGGCCUGUACUAAGCUUAUCCUCCCCCCUCGCCUGUCCUCCUUACUGCCGCUCGGUUGGAGUUUAUGAGCUGGAACGGGAUAGUGAACUACUUCCGGGGACUGCUCCCGUCCAAGGGCGGAUUUAGGGGAUCUGUAACUCCUUCCCUCCGAACUUUUUCUAAUUUUUGAUUGAUUUUCGUCAAAUGAGGUUAGUAUUUAUAACGCAUUAAACAAUCUUCAUUUAAAAAUCAAAAUUUCAGACAAAUCCCCCCUAAAUUUGUCUGAAUCCGUCCCUACUCCCUGUGAUACAUGUUCACUAAUUUACUUCUAUACGUAUUACACCAUCUAAUAGCAAAUUACCGCAAAAGUUGAGCAGAAGAAAAAUUGGACUGGUAACAAGUUAAAUAUGGCGUGUCGCGCUGCGAGGAAAAUUAAUUAUUUCCACUGCCAGAACUGGCGGCGCUGGAGAGAAUCGAUGUCUCUAAGAAAGAUGUAUCCGGUAAUUAAAAAUUUUGUUUCUAUGUUGACAUUGCGACGGUUAUUUGAACUAUCAAUUGAAUCGUUUUCAGCACAUUUAUAUCUUCUCGUGGCACACGGAAAACUGAUUUAUCACAACUUAAACCAAAAAAGUAGUUAAUUUUUUGAAUUCGACUGGUUCACAUUCUGGCGAACAGAGUUUUUGUUGAAAACAAUAAUCUAAAGCUGUUGUUUUGAUGCUGUUAGUCCACGAACGUCUCAGCCGAAGGACGACACUUGAAACGCUUACCCGGGUUAAAGCUUAAAACGGUUUUUUGAGUUUUUAAGGUUUGCUUCAGCCUAGACACAAUUGCAGUUACACAACCGUCCCUAGCUCAAGGUGUAGUUCCGUACCGAGGACUUGCUGCAGGGUCUAAAAUAUGCCAGUCGCGCACGGAGCAUUUCGGGUUUUGCCCUUACUGUGUUAUGCGAAUCUCUGACACAGUGGACCGUUAUUUUCUUCGCAAAUCACGGGAAUUUAAUUAUGAUCGUGUUUUAUUCAAACCUGAUAUGGGUCGCUACGGGCAUUUGCAUCCCAAAUUGCUGUCCUCUUUUUUUGUGCAAUAUGAGUAGAAAAUAACUAACUCUAAACAACAAUGGUUAUAAUAGCACAAAUCAAUCUUCAGCAUAAACUUACAAGAACUAUGAAUCUAUCCCGAUGCAGGAAGGUAAAGCUUCUAUGGCAUUGGUUCAAAAAUCGUUAGGAAACUUAAGCGUUAUGUGUCCAACAAAAAAAACGCCUUUAACAGGCCAACGAGGGUACCCGGGUACCCAAAAAUUGAAAUGCUCAUAACUAUGGCUUCCUUUAACCGAUUUGGAUACUUUUGGAUGUUUUGGAUUCAGGCACUCGUUCACUUUUUGAUUCUGUAAAAAUUAAACCAGAUGAAUACAUAUGAUUCUUGGUAAUCCCGAUUUUCCGGAGUAAUGCUCCAGUACUAGUGCAUGAUUUGUAAAUUUUAAUAAUGCCCUUGCAAUAUGAGUAUCAAAACUCUUCAAAUUGUCUCGGAAGUCUAUUAUUUAUUGUUACGGAACCCUUUGACAAUUUGAAAAAUGGAAUUGGAAUGGAAUAGCCACUCACGGCCUCACGAGAACCUGCUCCGGAUUGUCUGUUCCGGGGUCAAAUCACAGAAUGGUUACAAAACCACGAGACAGCCUACUGAUGCAAUUCCAACAAUUUUGAUACCCAUAUUGCUACACUCACGCAAAACUUAGAGCGAAAUUCAUCAGAUUUAUCUUAUGAUGCAUAGAAAAAUAAUAAAACUAUGUUUUCAUAAGAUUAAGAUGAAAAACAUACGAUUUUUAUGUUUAUCUUAACAUUUUAGGCGAUAUUGCAUAUGCCAGUUGCUUGAAUUUCAUAUGAGCAUCUUAUGAUUCUCAUAAACAUAAGAGAAAUGUAUAAUAUUGUCUUACACUCAGGCAAAAAAUGCAGCGAAUUUCAUAGGAAUAUCGUAUAAUUUUUAGCCACAAGUAGCACGUAUGGAAAUCAUAAGAUUAUCUUAUGAAACGGCAUAUAUUUUGUCAAAACGGUUUGCUAUGAUUUCAUGUUCCAUAAGGCAUCUUUGUUUUAUUAUAAGACAAUAUUAUACAUUUCUCUUAUGUUUAUGAGAAUCAUAAGAUGCUCGUAUGAAAUUCAAGCAACUGGCAUAUGCAAUA
Topomyia yanbarensis is the source of this 15517-nucleotide messenger RNA. Its product is annotated as octopamine receptor beta-2R-like. NCBI's taxonomy places the organism in Eukaryota, Metazoa, Arthropoda, Insecta, Diptera, Culicidae. Bases 263 to 1879 code for a protein of 538 amino acids. Gene Ontology annotation, cellular component: membrane. Gene Ontology annotation, biological process: adenylate cyclase-activating adrenergic receptor signaling pathway. The record is from RefSeq and is a predicted model, not a curated record. The transcript is spliced from 6 exons. Gene Ontology annotation, molecular function: octopamine receptor activity.